GGAGGAGAAAGUUGUGCGGGCUCGCGGGGGCGCGGGGCCCCACGGCCGGAGUCCGGGUCUUAGCCUGCAGGCGCAGGAGGCCGCGUCCCGGUGCGCCCCGGCCCGCGAGCCCGGCCCCUCGCGUCCCUCGGCGACCCGCGUUUGGCGAAGUUCCCCCCUUCACUUUCCUGUCGGUCUCCUGGGCUGGAGUAACUUUCCGUGGUUGUUGCGAAUAUUUCCACUUGCUGCCUCCCACUUGUCGGAAUCUGCCACUUGAAUGUUUGGGGCGGCGGGACGAGGAGUGGCGGGGACGCCCAUGGUGGAGCGUUCUCUCCCGGGCAGCUCCUCGGGCAGCGCGCGCUUUUAGUGGGGAGGACAGGUCCCCAGCAGGCCAAGGCUGCCGGGGCGGUGGCUUUUCUUUUCUCCUCAGAGAUACUGGAAGCUCCACAGGGGCUCCGAACGCGCCGCUGCCUUAAGCCAGCAGCCUAAGGCACCGGUGGGGAUGUGUGCGCGGAUGACCGAGCAGCGAUACCUCCGCCCUACCCGCUGGCUUUUCUCCGGGGUAGCUGGGCGCCCUUGUUGUUGAGGCCCUUGGAGGGGAGUGGAUUUGACCCGUGAGCGCGUCUGCUCCUGAAAAGUUCAGGGGACUUCUAUUUGGGUUUGGCUGCGGGAAGGAGGUGGCUGUGCCUUUGAUGAGCACUACAGCAACUGUGGUUAUAGUGUGGCUCUAGGGACCAAUGGGUUCACCUGGGAGCAGAUUAACACAUGGGAGAAACCAAUGCUGGACCAGGCGGUGCCCACAGGUUCUUUCAUGAUGGUGAACAGCUCUGGGAGAGCCUCUGGCCAGAAGGCCCACCUGCUCCUGCCAACCCUGAAGGAGAACGACACCCACUGCAUUGACUUCCAUUACUACUUCUCCAGCCGUGACAGAUCCAGCCCAGGGGCCUUAAACGUCUAUGUGAAGGUGAAUGGUGGCCCCCAAGGGAACCCUGUCUGGAAUGUGUCCGGGGUCGUCACUGAGGGCUGGGUGAAGGCAGAGCUUGCCAUCAGCACUUUCUGGCCACAUUUCUAUCAGGUGAUAUUUGAAUCCGUCUCUUUGAAGGGUCAUCCUGGCUACAUCGCCGUGGACGAGGUCCGGGUCCUUGCUCAUCCGUGCAGAAAAGCACCUCAUUUUCUGAGACUCCAAAAUGUGGAGGUGAAUGUGGGGCAGAAUGCCACAUUUCAGUGCAUUGCUGGUGGAAAGUGGUCUCAGCAUGACAAGCUUUGGCUCCAGCAAUGGAAUGGCAGGGACACGGCCCUGAUGGUCACCCGUGUGGUCAACCAUAGGCGCUUUUCAGCCACGGUCAGUGUGGCAGACACUGCCCAGCGGAGUGUCAGCAAGUACCGCUGUGUGAUCCGCUCUGACGGUGGGUCUGGUGUGUCCAACUACGCGGAGCUGAUUGUGAAAGAGCCUCCCACGCCCAUUGCUCCCCCAGAGCUGCUGGCUGUGGGGGCCACAUACCUGUGGAUCAAGCCAAAUGCCAACUCCAUCAUCGGGGAUGGCCCCAUCAUCCUAAAGGAAGUGGAAUAUCGCACCACCACGGGCACCUGGGCCGAGACCCAUAUAGUCGACUCUCCCAACUAUAAGCUGUGGCAUCUGGACCCCGAUGUGGAGUAUGAGAUCCGAGUGCUCCUCACACGACCAGGUGAGGGGGGUACGGGACCGCCAGGGCCUCCCCUCACCACCAGGACCAAGUGUGCAGAUCCGGUGCAUGGCCCACAGAACGUGGAAAUCGUGGACAUCCGAGCCCGGCAGCUGACCCUGCAGUGGGAACCCUUCGGCUACGCAGUGACCCGCUGCCACAGCUACAACCUCACCGUGCAGUACCAGUAUGUGUUCAACCAGCAGCAGUACGAGGCUGAGGAGGUCAUCCAGACCUCCUCCCACUACACCCUGAGAGGCCUGCGCCCCUUCAUGACCAUCCGGCUGCGACUCCUGCUGUCCAACCCCGAGGGCCGAAUGGAAAGUGAGGAGCUGGUGGUCCAGACUGAGGAAGACGUUCCAGGAGCUGUUCCUCUAGAAUCCAUCCAAGGGGGGCCUUUUGAGGAGAAGAUCUACAUCCAGUGGAAACCUCCCAAUGAGACCAAUGGGGUCAUCACGCUCUAUGAGAUCAACUACAAGGCUGUUGGCUCCCUGGACCCAAGUGCUGACCUGUCCAGCCAGAGGGGGAAAGUGUUCAAGCUCCGGAAUGAAACCCACCACCUGUUUGUGGGUCUGUACCCAGGGACCACCUAUUCCUUUACCAUCAAGGCCAGCACAGCAAAGGGCUUUGGGCCCCCUGUCACCACUCGGAUCGCCACCAAAAUUUCAGCUCCGUCGAUGCCUGAGUACGACACAGACACCCCAUUGAAUGAGACAGACACGACCAUCACAGUGAUGCUGAAACCCGCCCAGUCCCGGGGAGCCCCUGUCAGUGUUUAUCAGCUGGUUGUCAAGGAGGAGAGACUUCAGAAGUCACGGAGGGCAGCUGACAUUAUUGAGUGCUUUUCGGUGCCUGUGAGCUAUCGGAAUGCCUCCAGCCUCGAUUCUCUACACUACUUUGCUGCUGAGUUAAAGCCUGCCAACCUGCCUGUCACCCAACCAUUUACAGUGGGUGACAAUAAGACAUACAAUGGCUACUGGAAUCCUCCUCUCUCUCCCCUGAAAAGCUACAGCAUCUACUUCCAGGCACUCAGCAAAGCCAAUGGAGAGACCAAAAUCAACUGUGUCCGUCUGGCUACAAAAGCACCAAUGGGCAGCGCCCAGGUGACCCCGGGGACUCCACUCUGCCUCCUCACCACAGGUGCCUCCACCCAGAAUUCUAACACUGUGGAGCCAGAGAAGCAGGUGGACAACACCGUGAAGAUGGCUGGCGUGAUUGCUGGCCUCCUCAUGUUCAUCAUCAUUCUCCUGGGUGUGAUGCUUACCAUCAAAAGGAGAAGAAAUGCUUAUUCCUACUCCUAUUACUUGUCCCAAAGGAAGCUGGCCAAGAAGCAGAAGGAGACCCAGAGUGGAGCCCAGAGGGAGAUGGGGCCUGUGGCCUCUGCUGACAAACCCACCACCAAGCUCAGUGCCAGCCGCAAUGAUGAAGGCUUCUCUUCUAGUUCUCAGGACGUCAAUGGAUUCACAGAUGGCAGCCGUGGGGAGCUUUCCCAGCCCACCCUCACGAUCCAGACUCAUCCCUACCGCGCCUGUGACCCUGUGGAGAUGAGUUACCCCCGGGACCAGUUCCAGCCUGCCAUCCGGGUGGCUGACUUGCUGCAGCAUAUCACACAGAUGAAGAGAGGCCAGGGCUACGGGUUUAAGGAGGAAUAUGAGGCCUUACCAGAAGGGCAGACAGCUUCGUGGGACACAGCCAAGGAGGAUGAAAACCGCAAUAAGAAUCGAUAUGGGAACAUCAUAUCCUGUCGGGGAGGAAGCCCAGCCAAAAGGGCUGCCAUACAGAAGACCCCACAGCUGGACAAAGAGAUGAGCUCUGUGUUCCCAGAAGCUCCUCUAAUUCAAAGGAGGACUUUGGCAGCAACCAGGGACGACCAUUCCCGGGUGAGGCUGCUGGUGCUGGAUGGAGACCCACACUCUGACUACAUCAAUGCCAACUACAUUGACGGAUACCAUCGACCUCGGCACUACAUUGCAACUCAAGGUCCAAUGCAGGAGACCGUAAAGGACUUCUGGAGAAUGAUCUGGCAGGAGAACUCCGCCAGCAUCGUCAUGGUCACAAACCUGGUGGAAGUGGGCAGGCACCCAGCGGAACACACUGUGGGAAAUGCCACUCUAGGCCGUGCGGCGUCCCCCGGAAUGGUGAAAUGUGUCCGAUACUGGCCAGAUGACACGGAGGUCUACGGAGACAUUAAAGUUACCCUGAUUGAAACAGAGCCCCUGGCAGAAUAUGUCAUACGCACCUUCACAGUCCAGAAGAAAGGCUACCAUGAGAUCCGGGAGCUCCGCCUCUUCCACUUCACCAGCUGGCCUGACCACGGCGUUCCCUGCUACGCCACUGGCCUCCUGGGCUUUGUCCGCCAGGUCAAGUUCCUCAAUCCUCCUGAAGCUGGGCCCAUCGUGGUCCACUGCAGUGCUGGGGCCGGGCGGACUGGCUGCUUCAUUGCCAUUGACACCAUGCUUGACAUGGCCGAGAAUGAAGGGGUGGUGGACAUCUUCAACUGCGUGCGUGAGCUCCGGGCCCAGAGGGUCAACCUAGUGCAGACAGAGGAGCAAUACGUGUUUGUACACGAUGCCAUCCUCGAAGCGUGCCUCUGUGGCAACACUGCCAUCCCUGUGUGUGAGUUCCGCUCUCUCUACUACAAUAUCAGCAGGCUGGACCCCCAGACGAACUCCAGCCAAAUCAAAGAUGAAUUUCAGACCCUCAACAUUGUGACGCCCCGUGUGCGGCCCGAGGACUGCAGCAUUGGGCUUCUGCCCCGGAACCAUGAUAAGAAUCGAAGCAUGGACGUGCUGCCUCUGGACCGCUGCCUGCCCUUCCUCAUCUCGGUGGAUGGAGAAUCCAGCAACUAUAUCAACGCGGCACUGAUGGAUAGUCACAAGCAGCCUGCCGCCUUCGUGGUCACCCAGCACCCUCUACCCAACACCGUGGCAGACUUCUGGAGGCUGGUGUUCGAUUACAACUGCUCCUCUGUGGUGAUGCUGAAUGAGAUGGACACUGCCCAGUUCUGUAUGCAGUACUGGCCUGAGAAGACCUCUGGGUGCUACGGGCCCAUCCAGGUGGAGUUCGUCUCUGCAGACAUAGAUGAGGACAUCAUCCACAGAAUAUUCCGCAUCUGUAACAUGGCCCGGCCACAGGAUGGUUAUCGUAUAGUCCAGCACCUCCAGUACAUUGGCUGGCCUGCCUACCGGGACACGCCCCCUUCCAAGCGCUCUCUGCUCAAAGUGGUCCGGCGGCUGGAGAAGUGGCAGGAGCAGUAUGACGGGAGGGAGGGACGCACCGUGGUCCACUGCCUAAAUGGGGGAGGCCGCAGUGGAACAUUCUGUGCCGUCUGCAGUGUGUGUGAGAUGAUCCAGCAGCAAAACAUCAUUGACGUGUUCCACAUCGUGAAAACACUGCGUAACAACAAAUCCAACAUGGUGGAGACCCUGGAACAGUAUAAAUUUGUAUACGAGGUGGCACUGGAAUAUUUAAGCUCCUUUUAGCUCAAUGGGAUGGGGAACCUGCCGGAGUCCAGAGGCUGCUGCGACCAAGCCCCCUUUUGUGUGAAUGGCAGUAACUGGGCUCAGGGGCUCUGAGGUGGCACCCUGCCUGACUCCAAGGAGAAGACUGGUGGCCCUGUGUUCCACAGGGGGCUUUGCACCUUCUGAGGGCUCUCCUGUUGCUGUGGCAGAUGCUGCUCCAAAAGGCCCAGGCUUCCUUUUCAACCUAACCAGCCACAACCAUGGGCCCAAGCAGAAGUGUACCCACAAGCAAGGCCUUGGAUGUUUGGCUCCCAGACCUCCUGCUUUUGUUCUUUCUGAGUUUGUGGAUCUCAUGGCAAACCAACUGUGCAGGUGCUGGGGAGUGGGAGGCCCAGCAGAACCUUCCCAGCCCUCCUUCUCCUUAGGAGUGGAGGAGAUAUGUGUUCUGCUCCUCCAUGUCUUGGAAAAGAUUGGGGCUCUUGGGGGUCACAGCUCUGCUGCCCCUGCAACCUCCUUCAGGGGCCUCUGGCACCAGACACCUGCAGUCUGGACCAGUGUGACCUUACAAUGUUCCCUAGGUCACAAGAGAGCCCACCCAUCCUCACACCUAACCUGCAUGGGGCUUGGCCUACAACCAUUCUGUACCCCUUCCCCAGACUGGGUCUUGACUGUCCAGCAUUCACUGGCCGGCCCGCUGUGUCCACAGCACUCUUCGAUAAAGGUGUUCUUUGUUUUUUGUGUGGUCAGUGGGAAGGGGUGAAACUGCAGGGAACUUCUCUGCUCCUCCUUGUCUUUGUAAAAAGGGACCACCUCCCUGGGGCAGGGCUCUGGCUGAACUGUAGGUUGUAACCCCUGUGUCUCUUUGGUGGUAGCUUUCUUUGGAAGAGACAAACAAGAUAAGAUUUGGUUAUUUUCCAAAGUGUAUGUGAAAAGAAACUUCGUUUUGGGGGUGUGUAAAAUCUUAGUCUCUUAUGUCAAAAAGAAGGGGGCAGGGGAGUUUGAGUGUUUACCUCUUAAGACAUAUCUCUCGGGCCUGUUAUUUUUUCCUGGAAAUGUUCUUAAAAGCUCCCACCCUGGGACAGCAUGCCACUGAGCAAGGGAGAGAGGGGAUAGCCUGAAGAUGGUCCCUUUGGUUUCUGGGGCAGAUAAGAGCACCAGCUUUGUGCAGAAUUUGGAACUCCACAUUUGAAUUCCUUCCUAGAGAAACUCAACUGCCACCUUGAAAAAGGACAUUGUGGAGCCCAUUAUACAUUGAUUGAAAAUAGGCCAAGACAAUCAGGCCUGGAGAUCUAGGGUCUUGUCCAAAGUGAGUCAGUCAGUGAGAGGGAACCACCAUUUGCUAAGUCUCUGGUGUAUGCCAGGGAUCAUGCUUGGUAGUUUCCAUGGGACAUCUCACGCAGUCCUUAGAACCCCUAGGAGAGAGCUGCUGACUUGUCACCAUCUCCACUGAUCAUCUCCUCCAAUGAGGAAACCCAGGCAUCUUCCUCAGUGAUGAAAUCCUGGGUUCCAAAGGGGCAGGUAAUGGCAGUGAAACUUCUCUGUGCUGUUUUCUUCAUAGUCUCUAAGCCAAACAAUUAUUUUAUGGAGGGAAAAUAAGGCCAGAAGCUUCUGAGCAGAGAACUCCACAAAUGGAAAUUUAGUACUUUCUUCCUGACGCCAGUUCUUCUGGGAAGCCCAGAAUUUCAGAUAUAUUUUAGUAACUCAUUCUCAGCUCCCCAGGAAAGCCAGUCUCAUCUAAUUUCUUAGUCCAUAAAAACAAUUCCUUGUUCCCUUGGGCUAUGAAGGAACCAGCCAGGGACAAUCUCGACCUUGAUCUCUAGCCAGUCCUUAGGCUGGAUAUCUGACAGCCUCAGGUGGGCUGGGACCUAGGAAGCUCCCUCUGGAAGGCUGGUCUAGCCCCAGACAGGGCACAAGGGACACAGAUUUCAAGAAGGCACAGUUUGACCAUCAAGAACCCACGGUAUGCUGGGGAAAUUGAACCAUGGUGCAGUGAUGUGGAGCAGAUGAGUUUUCCAUGAGUCUAGGAGCAAGAGAGCCUCUUCAGCCUAGGGCUUCCUAGAGAAAGGAGCAUCUAUUCCUGCUGGGUCUUAACAGGCAGAAAAGAGGGGAAAAAAAAGGUGGGGGGGGAACUCAGGCAAAGGGAUCCAUAUGUGCAAUGGCAGAGAAAUGUAAAAAGGCAUUGGGAGGAACAGUAUGGGGGAGGCCAGCCCAGCAGGGGCACAGCACAACAGGGUGAGAAGCAGGGAUGAGCCAGGGUCCAGGAGACAGAUUCCUAUCGUGAGUGCAGACUUUGUCCUAAUGGCAACAAGGAGUCCAUGGAGCUUUAGAGAGAUGUACUCAGCUUCGUGUUGGCAAAGACUCCCUCUGGGCCAAUGGGGCUGCCUCUUUUCAUCAGACACUGUGAAAACAUUCCCUUAAGCGCGUACUUUUUAAUAUCACAUCUAUUUGUCUGUCUGCUCAUUGUUUUGUUGCUGGAACUAAAUAUGCAGUGCAUCAUGAAACUCGGCUUCUCUGAGAAACCCAGGGUCUCCGCUUUACCAGGGAGCAGGGUCACCAAUCCAGAUCUCUAAGCCCAUGAGGGUGGAACAUGAAAGGAGCCCAAAGAAGUUGCUUCCAAUGGCAUGGGCUCUGGAGCUGUCUAGAAGUCCAGGGACACCAGACUUGAUCAAGGAAGGACUGUCACUUUAGAGGUUCAAAAGGAAAUGCCUCAAAGCAAAGGCAAGCAAAGAACCCCACGAUGAACUUGCUCUUUUCCUUUGAUGAGCCUCUCCCCAGGUGUAUUUCAGCAGACCCCGGGGACUCACCCCCACUGGGCCUGAUAGCCUCCCCUGGCUCCAGCCCACUGCCCCAGCUGGCCUUCCCCAGCCUGCGAUGCGCCUGUGGCAUGGCAAAUCUGCCUGCUGUAUGCUAUUCUCUCAGAUCUUGGUACAUCCAGACAGGAUGAGGGUGGAGGAAGAGCUAUUUAACACAAAUCCUAAGAUUUUUUUCUGCUCAGGAAGGGGUGAAAUGGCUGACAGAUAAAAAUGACAGUGGCUUCUAUCAUUUUAAAUGGUAGGGAUUUAAAGUGUGACUUCACAGAGAAAGAAACUUGUGACUCCACGGAGAAAGAAAAAAAGAUAUCUCAGGCCAUGGUGGGCUAACCCAGCAAGGGCCAGUGAGGUUCCCCCAGUUUAUCCCCUUGUUUUCCCACAACCCAACCAUUCUCCAAAGAAAGCAGAGUGGCAUAUAGGUCUUAGGCCAGGGCACACGGGAAGAAAUUGAGGCUCAUGGAUGGGGAUGACUUCCCUAAAAUCCCAUGUGACUAGGAUGUGGCAAGGCUUGGAUGAAUAGGGGUACUUGUACCCAGGAAUCUGAACAUUUCCUUUACCCAGAAAACCUCCAGAGCCAAUACCACCUUCCCCAGGGGGUCUCCCCACCCCAACCCAUUGACAGGGUGAGCUCAGCCUGUCGUGAGAAGAGGAAAAUAUUAUUAAUGCUCUGUGAGUCUUUACAACAGGAACUCUUACCUUAUAGAUGUGGAGCCUAUUUGGUGAAGAUGCAAAGAAGUGAUGAGAAGACCAGGAACUUUCUCCACCUGUGUGUGUUGAUGGUCUAGGUAGUUUAGGACAUAUCUCAGCUGCACUCCAACACUGCAUCCUUUCUGGUAUGGAGAAUCUGGGCCAACCAGGGGCCCUUGGGCCUCAAGAAGGCCACAGUAGGCCUCUCUUUGUGGGAAUGGAAGAGGACAGCUUUUAGUGCUGGCCCUCUUUGUGGGUGUGGCCUGAAAAGGAACCAACAAACCUUAUGAUGGGGACGCUAACAUGUGAGCUCACUGAAUUCUUCCAACAUUCUAAAGAAGGGUUUGUGAUGGCCACGAUUUGACUGGUGAGGAAAGUGAGUGAUUUCCCUUAGGAGAGAAAUCACUUGCACAUAGUUCCACAGCUAGUGCAUGAAUGAACCAGGAUUUUAACUGGUUUUUUUUUUUUUUUUCUGACUACAGAGAGAAUAUUUUUCCACCAUUGUAUCUCACAUUUUUCCUAUGGGGUUACUCAUAACAGAAUAGAUUAGAGUGAAACAGAUACCUCGGUGGAUAAGCUCAAAGCAAACAACAGUAAGCUUAAAAUUCCUUCACUGUCUUACAUUUUACUUUCACAAUUCAUGCAAAAUUUGCAUUCCACUUUCUGAUUUAGCCUGAUUGGUUUUAAUUUGACUGUAUAAAUACUUUUUUAAAAAAAAUAGGGCCGGGUGCGGUGGCUCAAGCCUGUAAUCCCAGCACUUUGGGAGGCCGAGGCGGGUGGAUCACGAGGUCAAGAGAUCGAGACCAUCCUGGUCAACAUGGUGAAACCCUGUCUCUACUAAAAAUAUAAAAAAUUAGCUGGGCACGGUGGUGGCACAUGCCUGUAAUCCCAGCUACUCAGGAGGCUGAGGCAGGAGAAUUGCCUGAACCCAAGAGGCAACAGUUGUGGUGAGCUGAGAUCGUGCCAUUGCACUCCAGCCUGGGUAACAAGAGCGAAACUCCGUCUCAAAAACAAAAACAAAAACAUAUGCUCUGUUCCUCAUGUGGUUCUGUUCUGUUCAACCCACUAUGAUGAACCCCAGGUCAGCUGGUCUUGAGCUUGAGCCUAGAAUUGGCUCUAGGAGCAGUGACCCUGCUGCCUCCUAGAGCCAAUUGUAGGCUCAGGAACAAGACCAACUGACCUUCUCCUAGGCAGCUCCUUUGGUCUGUGGGUGCUCUGACCUCACUGUUCAUGAGUGGACCUCAACUAAGGUAUCUUCCAGUUGAGUGCUGGAAGGAACCCAUUGACACACACUAGAAUGAUGAGGAUUUGCACAUCUGACAUGAAGAAGGAGAAGCCCACAAAACGCUAAAGGGAAAGGAGAAGCUAGACAUGGCUGUAUUCAGCAAGUUCCUGAAUGCUAGGCUGGAAAGUGGUGCCUGUUGCCCAAGUAGAGUCACAUGGUUGCUGAUGUGGGCAAGUCUGAAGACACACUUCACGAGCAGCUGUGGAUCGGAAAGCUCCUCACUUUAACCUAGCCACACAUACUUACUGGGUUCCUACAGCACAUAGCACCUUGGCAUGGGGGCACUGUUAGGAAAGCGAUUACUAUGGCACAGUUCAUUCCUGGGUAAGGCAUGGGGUUGUGGUGGAAAGAGCUCAUUCUUUAGUUUGAAUCCCAUCCCUGCCAUUUCUUGGCCAUAGAGUGUUGGGCCAACCAAUUAAUGAAAAAAACAUACCUGAAAAGAGGAGCAUCAUCAACAUUAGAAGGGGUAGAUUUGGAGCACUUUAGGCAGGAAAACAGGAAGGCAAGGCCAGGAAACUGGAACCCAAUGAAUACUCAAAACCGAGGAUGCAGAUGACUUAUUUAGCAAAGCGGUCACUUCCAUGACAUAGCUGGACAAAGCAUGAGUAGCAGCUUGCCAGAGCCACUUGGAACAAGGGCAGAUCUCAGUGUCUGCAGCAAAAGAUGAUGACUUUCCCUCUGACCCAUCAAGUUUAUUCAUCCUCCACUCCCCAUUGCCACACUAGCUCUUGCUGUAUGUCUUCACCAGGAUCUACACUCCCUCAGCACUGGUGGGAACCCCUUGGAGUACAUAGAGGUGUCAGUCCAGUAAGGCUGCUCUACACAACAGGAGUGAUAACCCAGGGAGUAGCAGGUAGGCCCUUAUCGGGUCAUCUCUGCAGGAGUGACUGCCCAACCCAGAUCCAGAGACAUUCAAGGAAGUGAUAAUUCCCUGGUACCUCAUUGCCUGGGGACAGAAUGAAGAAAUCCACCCUCCCUUAGGCUGUAGCUGGCUACUCCUGGGCUAGGUAGGUCAUCAGCACCAAGCUAAAUCAGGAGUAACAAUAAGGAAGACAUGGGUGAGCCCAAGAGGAAGCAUGGACAAGGGGAAAAUGAUCAACCCAACUGGAGGGCAUGAUAGAAGAAAAAACAUAAACAUGGAUGGCCAUGCCAUCUCAAAUUCUUGACUUGCCUUCCCUGUUACUUAACAGUCUGAGCUUUUCAGCCUAUGACCAGCUUCAAAUCACAGCCAAGUAAAACAAGGAAAUAGGAAAAGUAGAUCCAACUAGAAGAGACAAGCUGAGAUUCAGAUUUGUUUACUCCUCCCAUGCAAGGGCUCCCUGUUAGGGGUUUUCCAUGUAUACAUGUCUAGAAGUGAUAAAAUGCAAGGCCUCGGCUUCACCUUGCAGGGAUCUUUGAGGUCAUGCAAGGUCUUCACCUUGCAUGUCUUUGAGGUCAUGUACCAUCUGAACAGCAGGGAGAGAGGUUAGUGGCAGAGAGUUGGAGGGCUGUUCUAGCUCCAGUUUUUCUGACACAGGUUUCAGGGUCAUGGAUUUGAUCCUCAGAAGCACAGCAGAGACAUCUAAGCCUUAUUUGUGCACAUGAGCAGACUCUUCUAGUUUUUUAGUAACAAGGGAUGGGCUCCUGCAUGGCACUGGCUGUAUGGUUGUCUUGUAGAGAUCAAGCCAGUCUUUUGCAUCCCACCUGCCCACCUCCAGAAGAGAUGGGAAAAGGUCAUCACCUGAAAUCACCAUUCACCUGAAAUCAGCUACAUUCACCACCUGAAAUCCACCCAUGAAUGUUAGGUCUCUAAAAGGAGGGAUAAGCACUCACAACGGUAGCCUCCAACCCCUAGCAUCCUGCUUAUCUAAGAGCUCAAUGGUGGUCCACUGGGGCAGAUACAUGGGAAUUGCAAGGGCUCAGGAUGAAAGAUAAUCUAUUGGGAAGAGUUUUGGGGGCUGGAUCAUUAUGGGGCUUCCUUCUGUCUCUGAGAGCUGCUCUGGAUGGUGGGAUGUGGAUUCUGAUCCUUGGUUGAUCCGAAAUUCAAUGUCUGGUGGCCUUGAAGUGUUAGAAAGAAAAGUAUCAGUAUAAAAACCUGGAGCUCAAGGUAAUUAAUGUAGUUCAUGGUUCCUUGGUAAGCAGGACUCUUGGAUGUGGAGGAGAAAUGUGUUACUUCCUGUAACCCACCAAAAUUACAAAAUUGAGUCUCUGUACAAUUACUUCAGUGCCUUUGGGCUUAUGAAUACCAAUCAGUGGGCCUUCUCUGUGAUGGUCCAACAAACUCUCAGUGCCCAUCCUGUCCCUUCCAUCUCCCAUGAAGAUGAAUAAUGUCAGGUGUUCUUUGGAUCAAAGGCUCCAGAAGGCUUAGAGGACAGAGUGGUGUCAGUCCAUGUAAAAUCACGCUUCUGAGAGGUCAGGCAGAAUCUGGUGUCCAUAUCCUCCAUAGGUCUACAGAUUAUUGGAUGAAGUCAAGCAUCAUUUGCUAGGCCCAGGUCAUGCCUCUGAGUAUAACUAAGACCCAUGAGCAAAACUUAAUAUCUGUAAGGAAGAACUUGCUGUCUGCCUGAGAGGAUAAGCUGCCCAUCUUGGCAGCUGUCUAAACAAAGCCAAGUAUCUCUUUAAAGGGAAGAGGAGCAUUGCUGAAAUGGCUUUCAGGCCACUUCCAUUCUAGAUGGGUGAGACCUUGUGGAGCUAGGAUCAUGUUUAAACUCAUUCAUACCUGUAGACCAGAAAUCCAAGUAGACUGUGUUUGGUCUGUACAGGUUGAAGCUCCCUGCUCUCCCACCCAAGUCUCCUUACGGAGCAGGCCAACCUGCUAUUGUGGCCACAUAUACUGGGCUGAUCCAGGCUGAUUAUCACAAAACAGCAAACCACAGGGAACAGCUGCUUUGUCAUAGACCCAAUACCCACGUGGAUCUCUGAUGAGAGCAGCCAUAACUCAGACUCACUGACCAAUAGGGCCAUAAGAGACAGCCAGAACCAGUGAAGGUCCAAGCAGGACACAGAGCAGGGCUUUGCUUAACGUACAUAUUAUCUCCAGAGGUUAUUUCUACCCCACUCCCUAUUCAAGGCCUGUUGGAGCAGAUUGCAAAAGCAAAAGCACAGUAACUCAGUGUACAUAUGAUUAUAAUCGUUUCCAGUGCACACAUCUCAUCACCAGGUGGAUCCUGAGCUAGCCCAUGUCAAUCCAGGUUAACUCAUAUUGAUAAUCAGACUCAAAAACACUUUCACCCUACAGUCUACCAGCCAAUCAAAGACAAAGAAUUGUGGUCUCUACCAUUGCCUUGGCUUCGGGACACCCUCAUAGCCCUCUACAGGCUAUCACAAGGUUUCUGCUCAACUCCAGGGAGGCUGACAUCUUCACAUCCGCUGGGCAUAUGAUAUUGCAUGAGACCAAAGUCUCCACACUGUUUGCAGCCUCCUCCAUGAAUCCCAAUGGCCUGCACUUGUACAGUUUGGGUGUUUGAUAGAUAAAGCACGUAUGAGAAGAGAAAACAAAAUAAAUCAACUUUUUAAAAAAGCCAGCACUGUGCUGUCAAUGUUUUUUUUUUUCUUUUCCUUUUCAAUUUUAGCUUAAAAAAGCAGAAGGUAAAUAAUGUCAGGUCAAUGAAUAUCAGAUAUAUUUUUUGACUGUACAUUACAGUGAAGUGUAAUCUUUUUACACCUGCAAGUCCAUCUUAUUUAUUCUUGUAAAUGUUCCCUGACAAUGUUUGUAAUAUGGCUGUGUUUAAAAAUCUAUACAAUAAAGCUGUGACCCUGA
Messenger RNA from Callithrix jacchus (white-tufted-ear marmoset), 13643 nucleotides. RefSeq names its product protein tyrosine phosphatase receptor type T (gene PTPRT). NCBI's taxonomy places the organism in Eukaryota, Metazoa, Chordata, Mammalia, Primates, Cebidae. Gene Ontology annotation, cellular component: membrane. The record is from RefSeq and is a predicted model, not a curated record. Gene Ontology annotation, molecular function: protein binding; protein tyrosine phosphatase activity. Gene Ontology annotation, biological process: protein dephosphorylation.